AUGGAUUCCAUAUUUUCAAAGCCCCAAAGCCUUAAUAUAUCCGUUGGUGAUGUGUCUCCAUCAACUGCAUCUACGUCUAGUCGCCAUGGGGACACCGACACACAGUUAUCAAGUGAUGACGGCUGGGGCAGUCCAUGCUCAGCAAACACGGUACCCUUGACCACCUAUCUAUUUACGAGGCUUCGUCAAAUGGGAAUUCGCGCUGUCCAUGGAGUACCUGGCGACUUCAGUCUUACAUCUUUGGACUAUAUCCGGACCGCGGGACUACAAUGGGCAGGCAACUCAGCCGAGCUACACGCGGGCUACGCCGCAGAUGGGUAUGCACGGAUCAAGGGAAUAGGUGCUCUCAUGACAGUGUUUGGCGUGGGAGAAUUAUCGGCCAUCAAUGCUGUUGCUGGAUCUUACGCCGAAAAGGUCCCCGUUGUUCACAUUGUUGGAACAACCCCCACAAAAGCGCAGGACAACCACCUCAUCAUGCAUCAUUCUCUAGGAGAUGGAAAUCAUCGUGUCUAUGCAGAGAUCUACAAAAACUUCACUUGCGCCCAAGUCAAUCUCCGGGACGCAAAAACGAGCCCAAUGCUCAUUGACAUGGCAUUGCGGAGAUGCGUUGAGGAGAGUCGCCCGGUUUACAUUGAGCUUCCAUUCGAUAAGGUCGACGAGCCUGUAUCCGCAUCGGAGUUGAGUCAGCCUUUGAUGAGAAACACCAAGCCUAUGAAUGAUCCUAAGCUGGAAAAUCUUCUUGUAAAUGACAUUUUGCGAAGAAUCUAUGAAUCUCGACAGCCCGUUAUUAUCGUGGAUGGCUUUGCGGGGAGAUAUGGCAUCGUAGAAGUGGUCAAUCAAUUUCUAGAAGCCACCGGUAUCUUUGCUGUAUCUCCGCCUUUUGGACAGGGAAUCAUCAAAGAGAGUUAUGCUCACUAUUGUGGUGUUUUUACUGGCCCCGCAGGCUCCAAGGAACUCAUGGAUUGGUUCGAAAAGUGUGAUCUCGUCAUACACGUUGCUCCUUUGAAGUCCGACUCGAACACAUGUUCCUACAAAUCUUUGACGCCAACAGAAAUAACCAUUGAGUUGGACGAAAAAGCUAUAUCGGUGUUUGGGGCGAAGUAUUUUGACCUCAAUUUGAAGUCUGUUCUUGAAUCACUUCUCCGCUCAGUGGUACCAUCUCGUCUACCGCCCAAAGGAUGCCUUGGGUGCCUACAGCAUCUGGUAAAAAGGCCCUCACGAUUGUCAGUUUCUGACUGUGAAUCGAUUGAUCAAGCUCGUUUUUGGCCUUUUAUGUCGGAUUUUCUCCGACCGAGCGAUAUCUUGAUCGCCGACAUUGGCACAUCAUGGAGUGGUACAGGGUCAAUGACUCUUCCAUCUGAUAUUACUGUUAUCAAAUCAGGAAUAUGGUUUUCUAUCGGCUAUGCACUGGGCGCUUGCGUUGGCGCUGCGCAUGCACAAAAGGAGUUGAUACAGGAAGGCAAGCAAGACCAAGGUCGUGUCAUUCUGUUUGAAGGUGAUGGUAGUCUCCAAGUCACCGCUCAAGCAAUCAGCGAUAUUAUCAAAAACAAAUUGGAUGUUACAAUCUUUGUCAUCAACAACGCGGGGUAUACCAUUGAACGACUUAUUCAUGGGAAACACGCGGAAUAUAAUGAUGUUCAGUCAUGGAAUUACACCCAAGCUGCCAAGUUUUUCGGAGCUCCAGAGAACGACCCUGACUAUCCUGUUUUCUCAAAGCAGGUAUUCAACUGGGGAGAGCUCAGUGAAACUUUGACAGCACCACAACUUGUCGCUGGGAGAGGGUUCGCUCUAGUUGAAGUGAUGAUGGACGCACAGGAUGCUCCAAAAGUUUUAUCCACUUUCUUGAAUAUCGUCAAAGGUAUCCCACCGUCAAAAGAAGCUUAG
Messenger RNA from Penicillium angulare, 1884 nucleotides. RefSeq names its product alpha-keto acid decarboxylase family protein. The transcript has a single exon. Lineage: Eukaryota; Fungi; Ascomycota; Eurotiomycetes; Eurotiales; Aspergillaceae. Gene Ontology annotation, molecular function: carboxy-lyase activity; thiamine pyrophosphate binding; magnesium ion binding. Bases 1 to 1884 code for a protein of 627 amino acids. The record is from RefSeq and is a predicted model, not a curated record.